AUGGAGCCGCAAGAGCAAAAAAUUGAUAUUAAACCACUUAUUUCCACCCGCAACUUUUUAGCGGAAAUUCUCCAAAAUGCCCGUAAUGAUUACGAAAAAGCCGGAGUUAUUCAAGCUUUUGAGGUGUGCUAUGAGUUAGCCAAGAAUACUAUCCGUAAAGUAUUGUUACUUCGUGCUCAGCCAGUUUACGCUACCCCUAAAGAAAUCUUUCGUUUAGCUGGAUUAGAAGUAGCCGAAGAAAUACUUAGUUCUUUGCCUAAUUUUCUUCAUUGCCUUGAUUUAUUAAUCACUAAAUUGAAAGGAAUACCAGAAUGUUACACAAAAGGCACCGCAAGAAAACUUUCCGAUUUAGAUAUUUGCUAUCAAGAGGUAAUAUCAGAUGCGACGGCUUUUCUUAUUGAAGAAGAAUUUAAAGAGAGUGAUUUACCUUUUAGAGUAGAUUUAGUAGCUUGA
Molecule: messenger RNA, 453 nt
Organism: Funneliformis caledonium
Lineage: Eukaryota; Fungi; Glomeromycota; Glomeromycetes; Glomerales; Glomeraceae
Source: the annotation of a GenBank genome assembly